AUGGAGGUCGGCCGUCGCCCGUCAGGCGCGCGUACAGACGACAUGGCGUCAAUUCCACACGCUACUGACGCGUCAACUGCCAGUAUCCACCCCAGAGAGUCUCCUGUAUUCACUCAUGCUCCACUUUCUUGCCAUACGCUGCGCCAAUUGUGUAAAAAGCGCACGCGGCUUCACCCCUCCGGCACUUUGGUUAAGCGCGAUCGUCGCAAAGCGUCUGUUUCCAAGUCAAUGAAGCGCCUGAGACGUCUACAACGGUUCCGCUCGUCUACUGGACUGCCAGUGACGUCGUUCUGGGAAAAGGCGCAGCAUCUGCGCGACUCCGUGGACGAAAACACUCUUGUCCAGCAGAACCAGCGCUGCUUAUGUCGGUGUUUAUCGUGUCGGCACGAACGCCGCUGGAGCUCGACGCUUCCGCCGUAUCAAUGCAGUAACAAGAAUUGUCGGAUCACGUUUGCAGGGUUUAUUGAGCUUUUUGAGCACCAGCUGGACGUGCAUGGCGGCAUUGACCCGAAAACUAGUCGCAUCGUGAGCGAGCUGUACCACCAACAGCAAGGCGUACUGGCCUGUCCGCCUGCUACUGUGUACGCGGGACAGCAGGUUUUGUUUCCGAGUUGUCCACCGGUACGGUGGAAGUCUAUGGACGACUUGGAUGAAGAGGCCAGGACGUUGCCGCAACGGUUGCGGGACAGCAAUCCAAAUUUUUUUGCACGGCCUUUUAAUGUGUUUGUGAUUGCAUACGAGCUCGUGAAGCGGAACGGGUGGAAGGAGAUGGAACGGCAGUAUCACAUUGCAAUGGACCACUACUUUUCAGCGAUGAAGUACCCCAUGUCAACUCGCGGGUGCCGCGAUGGCUGCCCGUCUAUUGAACGUGGCAGAAACUGGCUGACAUCGACGGAUCGGGAAGACGCUCGGUGGCUGUUCCCGUUCAGCUUAGGCGACACAGUGGACGUCGAGCCGGAAUUUGUUCUGAUGGACACUCAAGACGACCAGGAAUUAUAUAUCGAGUUGAGUGACGAUGAAGACACGCGCGACGCAUGUGCAUAA
Molecule: messenger RNA, 1044 nt
Organism: Peronospora matthiolae
Lineage: Eukaryota; Oomycota; Peronosporomycetes; Peronosporales; Peronosporaceae
Source: the annotation of a GenBank genome assembly